Messenger RNA from Drosophila willistoni, 1279 nucleotides. RefSeq names its product ubiquitin-conjugating enzyme E2-24 kDa (gene Ubc2). Gene Ontology annotation, biological process: protein polyubiquitination. Gene Ontology annotation, molecular function: ubiquitin conjugating enzyme activity. Gene Ontology annotation, cellular component: nucleus. Bases 347 to 1054 code for a protein of 235 amino acids. NCBI's taxonomy places the organism in Eukaryota, Metazoa, Arthropoda, Insecta, Diptera, Drosophilidae. The transcript is spliced from 4 exons. The record is from RefSeq and is a predicted model, not a curated record.
AUCAGUGUUGCCAGAAUCAACGGAAAACCCGGCAACACUGGUCUCAAUCAUAUAUUUUUGCAAGAAUUUUGAUGAAAUGUUUAACAAUAACUAAUAAAACAAUUCAAGUUAAAGUGCAAAGCCAACAGCGAUAAACUGCCAAAUAUACAACGAAAAAAGUAAUAAUAUUAACGAGAGCGAAAGAAGAACGGUAGGCGGCAGGGAAUCGGUGUGUGUGUGUGUUAGAGAGAGGGGUCGAGACGAAAAUAAUUUUUGCAAGUGUUUGGGUAGAAGACAGAAAGCAAAAGGCAAACGACACAGCAAAUUGUGCGACAAAGACGUACUUCAAUACAACCAGCUGCCAAGAAUGUCUUCAACUUCAGCAGCGGGCAGUGCCGCGGGUGAAGUGGCCACCUCCAGUGCUAGCUCAAAUUCCAGCACUCCAAGCACAACAGCCAGUAAUGCCAAUAAUCAGGUAACAACUGCCGGUGGCCCAGCCACAGCAACAGCACCGACUCGAGGACGUGGUGCGGCCAACACCAAUGGCGGUGCCUCUGGCAGCAAUACCGGUGGCAGUGAUGAACCCCGCAAAGAUGCCAAGCCCACGCCAAGAAUAUCAAAAGCUUUGGGCACAUCGGCCAAGCGUAUACAGAAAGAGCUGGCCGAGAUCACAUUGGAUCCACCUCCCAAUUGCAGUGCCGGACCAAAGGGUGAUAAUCUUUAUGAAUGGGUAUCAACGAUUUUGGGACCACCUGGCUCCGUAUAUGAGGGCGGUGUCUUCUUCCUCGAUAUACACUUCUCACCGGAAUAUCCAUUCAAACCGCCCAAAGUCACAUUUCGCACCCGUAUCUAUCAUUGCAAUAUCAAUAGCCAAGGCGUGAUCUGUCUGGAUAUACUCAAAGACAAUUGGUCACCGGCAUUGACCAUAUCAAAAGUGCUGCUGUCAAUUUGUUCCCUGCUCACAGACUGUAAUCCUGCUGAUCCUUUGGUAGGCAGUAUUGCCACGCAAUAUUUGCAAAAUCGUGAAGAGCAUGAUCGAAUUGCGCGUCUUUGGACAAAGAGAUACGCAACAUGAUGCGUAAGGCUGGGCAUCACACAAGUACCACAAGAACAUCUGCAACAACCACAGCAACAACAAAAAACGAAAAUUCGCAUAUUGCAAAAUAAAAAGUCUAUUUUAUAAAUAUAUAUAUAUAUAUAAUAAUAAUAAUAAAACAAACAAACAAACAAAAAAAGAAUAAAACAAAAACAACCUAUUGCUAACUAAUAAAUACACAAUAACUAUUACCACACACAUAAA